AUGCCUGCCACACCCCAAAGUGAAGUCAUUGUUUCCUCAGACAACUUGGGGAAUAUAAUUGUUGCCCGCCAUGUGCCUGGAAAUUUGGAAUCGAAGGCUGCUCUCAGCGAAUCAAAGAUAGAGACGCCUCGGGCUAAUGACGGCCAAACCGUACAAACGGCCACCAGCUGGAAGGAAAGAUAUGCUCUUUGGGCCGGACUGGCUAUUCUUAUGCUUGUAUAUGAUCUAGACAUAUCCACUCAGUACAACUACUUGACAUAUGCAACGUCCGAUCUUGGUCAACUUUCGCGUCUCGCUAUCAUAACAACCGCCUCCAGUAUUGUCUCGGCCGUUUGCAAGCUUCCGAUGGCCAAAGUCUCAGAUAUACUGGGUAGGGCGCCGGCAUUUAUUCUAACAAUCAUUAUACUAACAAUAUCCUAUAUUCUUUGUGGGGAAUCUCGGAACUUGGGAACCUUGACAGCCGGCAAGCUAUUGCACAGUGUUGGCAUAGCUGGGAUUUCACUUCUUACCACAGUGCUGGUAUCUGACUUUACCAGCCGCCGAUGGAGGGCUUUUGCAUAUAAUGCCAUUUACGCGCCUUAUUUGGUCAUCCCUUGGUUUGCAGCCUUUAUUGUUGAAGCAGUUGUACAUGGCAUUGGUUGGCGUUGGGGGAUUUCCAUGUUUGCAAUCCUUAUGCCGGUCUGCGGAGCUUCACUCGUCAUACCAAUGCUGGUCAUACGACUACGGGCGAAACGAGCUGGUCGAGCAGUCAGGGUACAAAUGACUCUCCGUCAAUUCUUCUCUGAGAUUGAUCUUGGCGGUACUCUCCUCAUCAUGACUGGAUUCGCAAUGUUGUUGCUGCCCUUGAGCGUAGCAGCUGAAACACCAGCUCGCUGGACAACACCAUGGGUGAGCGCCGUAUUGAUACUCGGUUCAAUUACCCUAUGCUGUGUGUACCCAUAUGAGAAACGGAUCGCGAAGAGCCCAGUUGCACCAGCACGAUAUUUUCAUAUGCCAGGAGUAGUCAUUGUCUUUGCGCUAUCCUGCUUGGAUGCUGCUGGGAAGACCUGUGCGGAGACAUAUCUACUUCCAUGGUCACUUGUGGCUCGCCACCUUUCAGUUCGGAAUGCAUCAUUUCUAAUGUAUACUGCAGAUGUCACACAAGGAUUGGCUGGUAUCGUCACGGGACUAGCGAUGUACUUGAUGAAGUCUUAUAAAUUGAUCGGUAUCGCUGGAUCUCUGGUUCGCCUUGCCGGUUAUGGCGCGAUGCUGCACAUAAGGAGUAACACUAGCUCUUCAGCAGCGCUGUUCGCUACACAGGUGGUGCAAGGAAUCGGCACCGGCGCUAUUGAGACUGUGUUCAUCAUUGCUGCGCAUGUCGCUGUUCCCCACGCUGAAAUGGCUCAAAUCACAUCUAUAACCCUCAUGGCGGGCCAUCUCGGAAAAGGCAUUGGGAGUGCAAUAGCAGGGGGUAUUUACACCGGUACGUUCCGAGGGCGGCUCCACGCUCGACUUAAGGACGGAAGCAACACAGCCAGGAUUGAAUCACUAUACAACUCAGUUACGGGUGAUUUACCAGCAUGGGGAACGCCUGAGCGUUUGCUCGUCAGUCAGGCAUAUUCUGAUGUGAUAGGAUAUAUUUGCAUCGCUGCCCUGGUGCUAUCAGUUCCUGUAUUUGUCCUGGCCCUGUUUCUGCCCAACACAAAUCUUGAGUGCGUAUGUCCUCUGUGA
Molecule: messenger RNA, 1710 nt
Organism: Aspergillus pseudotamarii
Lineage: Eukaryota; Fungi; Ascomycota; Eurotiomycetes; Eurotiales; Aspergillaceae
Product: putative transporter
Exons: 5
Coding region: 1-1710 (569 amino acids)
Biological process (GO): transmembrane transport
Molecular function (GO): transmembrane transporter activity
Source: RefSeq, a predicted model, not a curated record